AUGGCCAUCUCUUGCCGGGCCACAUUCACCUUCGUCACAAUUUUCCUGCUAUUUUCGUCAGUCUCGACAUCGCCUUUCGACGGUGUGCAGCCGGAGAAGCAAACAGUCCUGAGUCCAAAUAGCGACUGCCUCAACAUUACCACUUUCACACCUGACUGGUUCCUGCAAAACACCAAACAAUCUUUCCGUCGAGAGUUCAUAGACAAAGCCGUCUUCUACACCCGCGGCGCAGGCGAACGAGCGAGGAAGCUAGCCUGCUCAGACCCUUGGAAGUAUGUCACAAUCUGGGACAUCUGGCCAUCAGAGCUCUACGACUCUUCCAAUCACGUCUCGAACAAGCUAAGAUGCAUUCACAACUCGAAAAAUACUCAAAGGAACUUCUUUGAAAACAUGUCUUCGGCCUACGCACAAAUGGCGAGGUCGCACGCCUAUGUCAUGCACACUUUGUCUGACUUUGCAAGCCCGCCCAUGGAAGGUAUUUGGGGAAGGAUCGAGUUGGAUGUCUUGACGCAGAGGACCGAUGUCAGUGAGUUGUGGAAGCAAAGCGACGACCAGAGCCUGAAGGAGACCAUCGAGAUCUCGAGAAAGCCGGCAAAGCAUGUUCUCGUUAGUGCCAUGGAAAGGGUGGGCGAGCUUUGGGGCCAGGCGAUGGGCGACGGCCAGAAGCUGAGAGGAAGAAGCUUGGAGGAGGAGGAGGAGGAGGAGGAGACUGCGAGCUGUAGACUCUGGGACGCGAAAGUGAUGAAAGAGCUGGAUGCCCUCUUCUGA
This is a messenger RNA of Pseudocercospora fijiensis CIRAD86, 768 nucleotides long. RefSeq lists its product as uncharacterized. Bases 1 to 768 code for a protein of 255 amino acids. NCBI's taxonomy places the organism in Eukaryota, Fungi, Ascomycota, Dothideomycetes, Mycosphaerellales, Mycosphaerellaceae. The transcript has a single exon. The record is from RefSeq and is a predicted model, not a curated record.